Molecule: messenger RNA, 1609 nt
Organism: Musa acuminata subsp. malaccensis (wild Malaysian banana)
Lineage: Eukaryota; Viridiplantae; Streptophyta; Magnoliopsida; Zingiberales; Musaceae
Product: probable apyrase 2
Molecular function (GO): hydrolase activity
Source: RefSeq, a predicted model, not a curated record
UCCACGGCUUAUCUCUGCUCAUCCAAGGCCCAACCGCCGCGCUGCAGACGCGAUCGGCGAAGCAGCGGCAGAAUGGCGCGCGUCCGCUGCCUCCUCGGCUUUCUCUCUUUGCUCCUCUUAGUGAUCUCGUUGCCCGCCACCACCGGCCGGGUGCUCGUGGCCAGCGGCGCUGCGGCGGUUGAGUCACGGCGCUACGCCGUAAUAUUCGACGCCGGGAGCACGGGGAGCAGAGUCCAUGUCUACUGCUUCGACGACGGGUUGGAGCUCGUCCAUAUAGGGUCCGACAUUGAGCUCUUCGUUAAGGUAAAACCAGGGUUAAGUGCAUAUGCCGAUGAUCCUCAAGCAGCUGCAAACUCACUUCUUCCGUUGUUGGAAAAAGCUGUAGGCGUGAUUCCGGAGGAGUUGAGGAACAAAACACCUAUUAGAGUGGGGGCUACAGCAGGUUUGAGAUCUCUGGGAACAGAUAAGUCCAACCAAAUUUUGCAAGCAGUCAGGGAUCUUCUUCGAGAAAAGAGCUCACUAGAACUUGUGGAUGAUUGGGUCACUGUUCUUAGUGGAUAUCAAGAAGGAUCUUAUCUCUGGGUCGCCAUAAACUAUUUGUUAGGGCACUUGGGCAACAAAUAUUCUGAAUCAAUUGGAGUGGUUGAUCUGGGUGGUGGUUCUGUUCAAAUGGCUUAUGCCAUCUCUGAGAAGGCUGCUGCUAAUGCUCCAAAUGUCCCAAGUGGAGAGGAAACAUAUGUCAAGGAACUCUUCCUUCAAGGAGCCAAAUACUACUUAUAUGUUCAUAGCUAUUUGAACUAUGGACUAUUGGCUGCUCGAGCCCAAAUCCUAAAAGUUGCUACUAAAUCAUACAGUUACUGCAUUCUGGGUGGCUACAAUGGGGUGUAUGACUAUGAUGGAGAGCUCUACAAUGCUUCAUCUUCCCCUUCGGGCUCUAGCUUCACCAAAUGUAGGAAUGAAGUGAUCAAGGCCCUCAAAAUUGAUGAACCAUGCAAAUAUUCAAGUUGUACAUUUGGAGGGGUGUGGAAUGGAGGCGGUGGAGCUGGGCAGAAAACUCUGUAUGGUGCAUCAUAUUUCUUUGAUAGACCUUCUGAUGUGGGUUUCGUAGACCCUGCUGCAACUUCUGCCCUGGCUAAACCUUCAGACUUCAUGGAAGCUGCCAAGCAUGCAUGCAAAGUGACCAUGAACACCGUAGAAACCAAGUAUCCUAAUGUUCGCAAGAAUGAUUUGCCAUAUGUAUGCAUGGAUCUCAUCUACCAGUACACCUUGCUCGUGAAUGGGUUUGGCUUGAAGCCACGGCAAAACAUCACACUCGUAAGGCAGGUUCGAUAUGGUGAUUCUGAUUUCUUUGGAGAGGCGGCAUGGCCCUUGGGAAGUGCCAUUGAAGCUGUGACAUCGGAAAAGAUCAAUCUCAAGCAGUUUUAGUUGCUGGAGCCUGCCAUGAACACUACUUCUUUGGAUCUAGAGCUGGUGAUUGAAGGUUUGCUUUAAAUAAACUUCAGCUUUCUGCCAUUUGAGAAUAAGAAACAUUGGAAUAUCACUAAAUUUCAAUCAGAUCGUCUUCUGUUUCUUCGCUAAGCUAGCAAUUUUAUGAGUGCCAACUUUCUCU